Messenger RNA from Linum tenue, 1994 nucleotides. The record is from the annotation of a GenBank genome assembly. Lineage: Eukaryota; Viridiplantae; Streptophyta; Magnoliopsida; Malpighiales; Linaceae.
ACAGUACAUUUAUAUAAUUGAUCCAAACAUCUUGGAUAAAUGCUGGAUACCAACUUGUGGCUAUAAAUUUCCCCUUCGAAAUCCACUAUCUACUUCCCUCCUCAGUCCUCACAUCCAUUCAUAUUUUUGCUAUCCUUUCUCUAAUCUUUUGCUUUCCCUAAUCCAUCCAUUACGUUUGGAUCCAUAAUCAAAACACUAAUCUCCUCCUAAUCCAGCUGCUAAACACUUAGCCUACAUGGAGCUUCUUCUUCAACUCCCAGCUACCAUUGAUCCCUCCUCCUGCUACACAGCCGUCCUCAUCGUCCUCACAUCCUUGCUCGCCCUCUUCAUCUUCUCCAGAUCAUCUUCAACCAGCAACAAGCUCCGCCGGAAAAGUAGACUCGUCCUCCCUCCGUCGCCGCCGGUGAAGCUGCCCCUGAUCGGCCACAUGCACCACCUCGCCAGCAACCCCUUGCCACACCGCGCCCUCAGGGACCUGGCCCAGCAACACGGGCCCGCGAUCAUGCACCUCCAGCUGGGCCAGGUCCAGACCAUCGUCGUCUCCUCGGCCCAAAUCGCGGAGGCCAUCCUGAAGACGCAUGACGUCAACUUCGCCCAGCGGCCUCCCGUGCAUUCGGCCGACAUCCUCGCCUACGGCAGCACCGACAUCGUUUUCGCGCCAUACGGCGACUAUUGGCGCCAGCUGCGCAGGAUAUGCACCAUCGAGCUCUUCAGCGCGAAGAUGAUCAAGUCGUUCAGUUCCAUCCGGGAGGACGAGGUUUCGAAGCUGGUCGCCGCCGUAUCGACCUCCUCGGCGGCGGCGGGAAUUGACUUGACCGCCAUGUUUUCUAAGUUGACUUACAGCGUCCUGUCGAGGGCCGCGUUUGGGGAGGUGCGAGAAGGCAGUGAGGCUUUCUUGCCGUUGAUCGAUGAGAUUAUUAGGGUGGCGUCGGGGUUCAACAUAGCGGAUUUCUAUCCUUCGUUUAAGUUCCUUCAGGUUCUCACUGGUGUGGAGUCGAAGUUGAACGUGCUCCAUGAGAAGGCGGAUAAGGUGCUCGAAUCCAUAAUAGCUGAUCACCGAGUGAAGAAGGGUGGUAAGAGGUCGGGAGAAGAAGAGGAGAGUGGGGAUCUUUUGGAUGUGCUUCUGAGGCAUCAUGAGGGUGAAAACAAUUUGGGAUUCUCUUUGACAACCGACAAUAUCAAGGCCGUCCUCGUGGACCUAUUCGUUGCCGGCACCGAAACAACGGCUACAAGUCUAGACUGGAUCAUGUCGGAGCUAAUGAGAAACCCACGAGUGAUGCAAAAGGCACAAGCCGAAGCAAGGCGGGUGUUCGAACCCCAAGGCAAGGUGGACGAAUCAAGGCUUGAAGAACUCACGUACCUAAAAAUGGUCAUCCGAGAAAACAUGAGACUCCACCCUCCGGUCGCCGUGCUGCUUCCGAGGACGGGCGCCCAAGACUGCGAGAUCGGCGGCUACCACGUACCGGCCGGUGCCAGCAUCAUGGUGAAUGCAUGGGCGAUCGGAAGGAACCCCGAGUACUGGACGGACCCCGAGACGUUCUGGCCGGAGAGGUUCCUCGAGAGCUCGGUCGAUUACAAGGGGGCUCAUUUUCAGUUGCUUCCGUUUGGUGCUGGAAGGAGGAUCUGUCCUGGAAUGUCGUUCGCUUCGGCUAAUCUUGAGCUGCCGCUGGCACGAUUGCUUUAUGAUUUCGACUGGAAGCUUCCGAACGGACAGGAACCUGAGUGCAUCGACAUGACCGAAAUGUUUGGCGCGACGGUCAGGAGGAAAAACAGUCUUUUCUUGGUUCCUGUCGUUGCCUCGUCACUCAAUGGAAAGUGAUGGAUUGCUAUCUUCUCUGAAAAUACAUAUCAGUAUAAGCAAUGUGUAGUAUGUUAUUCGGUUGUUUCUGUGUAGCAUAUUUUGUACCAGAUAAUUUCACUCAUUUUGUUGUCCCUUUCUUUGAAAAUAAAGUUGAUGUAUGGAUAGUAGGCAAUUUGGGUAUUUUUGAUGCAUG